Messenger RNA from Oncorhynchus masou masou (cherry salmon), 1725 nucleotides. It is a transcript of the gene pdca, whose product is annotated as phosducin a. The transcript is spliced from 5 exons. Gene Ontology annotation, biological process: regulation of G protein-coupled receptor signaling pathway. Bases 556 to 1260 code for a protein of 234 amino acids. NCBI's taxonomy places the organism in Eukaryota, Metazoa, Chordata, Actinopteri, Salmoniformes, Salmonidae. Gene Ontology annotation, cellular component: photoreceptor outer segment. The record is from RefSeq and is a predicted model, not a curated record.
AUCAGCAAAGACAACACUUAUAGGAAAAGAGAAAGAGAAGCGUAUUUUUGGGGGAGGGGGGAGGGGGGCGUCGGAGGCGCUGUGAGUUGUUUAUGAUACUCUUUAAAGAGGUAGGGCUUCUUCAUGUCUUGUAAAUGUCACUUCUUGCAGGAAGAGCAGAGGACAGAGUGAGAACCCCCCCCCCCCUUCCCACUAAAAUCCGAUUAUGAAGUAGGUAAUAUACUCAUUGAACAUUUAUCAGCAAAAUUAUGUAAUAUGUCAACCCUGUCAUAUUAAAUAUUACUACAGUGUUAUUAGAAAGCUAGUAAGAAAACCCAGAGCAGUUGUGCUCAGUUUCCACUGACAACGUUUUGGAAGGCUUCCCCCUAGUAACUUUCCACUCGCCUCUUUUUUCCCCCACAUCUGUUUCCGAUGUUAUUACAGCAACAUGCCGCCUCCCCCAGCUGUCUUCAGACGAAACCCAUUCCUACGCACCGGCAACAACGAACCUGGUCAGGACUAUAAGGAGACUAACCUGCAAGGAGAAAGUGCAGCUAACUACACAGAAGGUUCAGUAUGUCAAGCCCAACACCAGCUGAAGAUGAGGUGCCAGCAAUCCAAACAGGCCCCAAGGGUGUAAUCAAUGACUGGAGGAAGUUCAAGUGUGAGGACCAGGACACCCCUCCCAGCAAGAAGGCGCUCCUCAGACAGAUAUCCAACCCCCAGAGCGAUGACGUCCACGACAGACUCAACCGCAAGAUGAGUGUCCAGGAGUACGAGAUGAUCGCAGAGGAGGAUGAGAAGGGCCUGCGAAAGUACCGCAAGCAGUGCAUGAAGGAGAUGCACGAGCGAUUCAGCUUUGGGCCGACGUUUGACAGCGUGGUGGAGCUGGACAAUGGCGAGGCCUUCCUGGAGGUCAUUGAGAAGGAGCACCGGCUCACCCUGGUAGUCGUCCACAUCUACAAGGACGGUGUCAAAGGUUGCGAGGCGCUCAACUCCUGCCUAGAUUGCCUGGCCACCGAGUACCCCAGCAUCAAGUUCUGCCGCAUCGAGGCGGCCGCAACGGGUGCAAGCGAGCGCUUCUCAGACGACGUGCUGCCCGCCAUGCUGGUUUACAAGGCAGGCGAGCUACUAGGAAACUUCCUGUCCAUGACACAGCACCUCAGCGAGGAGUUCUUCGCCGCCGAUAUCGAGGCGUUCCUCAAUGAAUACGGCCUCCUGCCCGAGAAGGAGUUUGUGGCCUGUCCUGAUGAGGAGGAGGCAGGUGUUGAGGUGGAGUAAGUUUUUUUUUUUAUAUAGGGAGUCAGUGACAGUCAGUGCACAUCUCUGGACCCAUUAGCCUACUGUAAAUGCAAUAUUUUUAAACAGCCUCCAGUCAGCUUCAGUUUACCACAGGCAGUGUCCAUUAACUUGAGAAAAGCUACAGAUUUCAAACAGACAUUAUUAGCUCAAUAUGUAUCACUACGUAAUGCUUUUUUUCUUUUCUUUUUAAACAUUGUAUUGGUAUAUGAUUGAUAAGUAUAUGACAAUGCAAUCUUUGUGUAAGGUUGUGUUGGCGUCACAGUAUGUGAUCCGGUUAGAGUAAUGCAUCCCAUUUUAUGGUUGGAGUAAUGCACCCCAUUUUAUGGCUUAGGUUUGUUUAUCACCAUUGGCCCAAUGUCAUUGUAUUUUCUGCUAUAUUUUCAUGAUGUUUGAAAUCUAAAAGGGAUAAAGUGUUAACCCCAAGUCAGUCAUUAAAAGCAGUAU